Molecule: messenger RNA, 405 nt
Organism: Haemonchus placei
Lineage: Eukaryota; Metazoa; Nematoda; Chromadorea; Rhabditida; Trichostrongylidae
Source: the annotation of a GenBank genome assembly
GGUGGAUCUCCGGUGGAAAAGCGCUCGAAGGGAUCGCCAGGUUCUGCAGGAAGUAAUAAACGGUCAAGGAACAGUACGGAUUCACCAGGCUCUGCAGAAAGAGAUAAACCGUCAAAGAAUAGUCCAGGAUCGCCCGGUCAAAAAUACGGUGUCGAUGGAGAUAUUAUUGAAAAAAGGAAUACUGAAUCCUUGAAACCAUCGUAUUUUGAAAACCUUCAAAAUGCACGUCCUGCUCGAGCACAUGUUCGCAAUCGGAAACUGAAAUGGAAAGAAAGUAAUUCAGAAGAAGGGAGUAAAACUGAGGAAGAAUCAUCGGCCUCAUCGUCGUCGCUGUCAUUAUACGUCGGACUAACAGUCAUUGCACUGAUAACUCUUUACUACCUGUAUAAAAAACUUAAACGUUAA